Messenger RNA from Chironomus riparius, 1064 nucleotides. Lineage: Eukaryota; Metazoa; Arthropoda; Insecta; Diptera; Chironomidae. The record is from the annotation of a GenBank genome assembly.
GUAAUCGCUUUGUUUACAUCUUUUAAAAUGUGAAAACCAAAAAUUUUAAGGAAUCGAACUUAUUUUUAUAUAAAAUGAGAUACCAAAUAAAAAGUGUAGUUAAUAAAUUAAUUAUUUUUUCGGGAAUAAGUGGAAUAUCAUUUUAUGUCGGACGCAAAUCAGUACAAAGUUCUAUAGAUAAUAAUUGUAAUGUCAGUCCUUUAAAAUAUUUUAACAAGCCGGGAUUGCCAAUAUAUGCUACUGUCAGUGCAGCCGUACCUGUUUUACGUAAUGAAAUCAUCGAUAAGCCGGCAAUAAUACCAACAGAAAAUAGAAUAGCAACAAUUAUGAAAUAUGGAUUUCCGGGCUUAGAUAAUAUUCGAUCAUUUGAUGACUACGUUUUAAGCUAUGACCGUAAGACGAGAACAGCACAUUGGGUAUUUGAACAUUUAACAUCAGAACACGUAAAGCACAACAACGAAGUUGACAGAGCAAAAUGUGAUUUUAAGCCUGACGAAAGCAUUCAUCCAUUCUUUCGAGCUGAUAAUACGGAUUAUAAGAAAUCUGGAUAUGACAGGGGGCACUUAGCAGCAGCUGGAAAUCAUAAAAAGAGCCAAAAUCAUGUCCAACAGACAUUUUAUCUCAGCAAUAUUAGUCCUCAAGUUGGUGUUGGAUUCAAUAGGGAUUCGUGGAAUAGACUUGAAAGUUACGUAAGAAAGCUCACCAAAGUAUACCAAAAUGUCUACGUCUGUACCGGUCCAUUAUACUUACCAAGAAAAGAGACUGACGGUAAACUUUAUGUAAAAUAUGAAGUCAUAGGAACUAACAAUGUAGCUGUGCCAACACAUUUCUUCAAAGUCGUCGUUUGUGAGACCAAAGACGGUAAACUCGAAAUGGAGUCUUACGUCAUGCCAAAUGAAAAAAUAUCCGACGACACUCCAUUAGAAAGUUUUCGAGUUCCACCUGAAUCUGUAGAACGUGCUGCUGGGCUUUUAUUUUUUGAUAAAAUUAAUAGAAAAAUGCUGAAUAAAGUUAAUGGAAAGAAAGUUUAACAAAAAAAUUAGACCAAACCUGUCUAAAACUCC